Cephus cinctus (wheat stem sawfly) is the source of this 1737-nucleotide messenger RNA. RefSeq lists its product as uncharacterized. The record is from RefSeq and is a predicted model, not a curated record. The transcript has 4 exons. NCBI's taxonomy places the organism in Eukaryota, Metazoa, Arthropoda, Insecta, Hymenoptera, Cephidae. Bases 359 to 994 code for a protein of 211 amino acids.
UUCAUAGAAAUAAUGUGUCUAACAAAAUCUUAUUUAUUACCCUGCUUUUCAUUUAACAGUACACAACGUCCUGAGCUCCGUUUAUUUUAUUAUUAUUUAAUUAUUAUAAUUUUGUCUCUGUCGUAUGCAUGGAAAUAAACAGAAACGCAGGAUUGUUAACAGUAUUCGCACAAAUUUUGAAAAUUCAUUCAAAAUAUAGUAAAUAUAGUGGUCUAAAGCAAUAUAGUUAAAUAUUAAUAACAUAUAGCAAACACUUAUUUUAAAUUCAGAUCCUUAAAGGCAUGGAAAACUCAAUAUAUGAAUAUGUGAUGUAAUGUGAUAAAUGUUUUCAAAUAUCAUUUAAUAAAAGGUUAUUCAAAUGUAUUACGAAGUUUAUUUGUGCAAGAGAGGUUAUAAUAAUGCAAUAUUUGUAUUUCAUCAGCUGUUCAAGUCUUGUUCUGUUGUGAUACUUUUGGAUAGAAGUUUAUUAUUCCAAAUAGAUUUUGAAAAAUGGGUCAUAUAUCUAUUGAACGUGAUUAAACUCAAUCAAGAUAGGCAGCGCAACACUUUGGAAAAAUUGUCAGAGCAUAUCAUCCAGCUACGAAUCCCUGAAGGGUAUGAAUUACAACAAGAAACGAUAUUACCUAAGCUGCCGUUAACGACUUUAAAAGGAUUUCUUAAUUUUGAAAAAUUGUUGAACACGAAUAAAGUAGCAAUGGCUCACUGUGUACAAUAUUUCAAAAAUAUUGGAGGUAGUUCAUUAUCUGACGCUACAAGACGUAUAUUGUAUGCAACGUUUGAUAAGGAUUUAGCCACUUCCUUUUCCUGGUUAGGACAAAAAAAUAAUUACAAGCUCAAAGACACAGGAUAUUCUAAGGCUCUAUUUGCUGCGGUGAAGUCACGUAAAUACGAGGAUAAUAUUUGCUCCGAUCGUGAUAUCGAGACUGCUAUCAUCAACUGGUGCAGACAUGCUGCUGAUCGUGUGAGAGCUCAUCGUUCAAAAGUGUCAAAUUAGACUUAGCUGUUUAACUUUUACUUUUUAGUAGUAGUAAUUGUAAUAAUUGGCAAUUUAGAUUAACCUGUAAGCAUAGAAGAUUCGCUCAGGAUUGCCCAGGUUUAGAAAAUAUUUACAUAAUUUCAAAAAAGUGAAAAAAAUAUAGUGCAGUUGUCAAAUAAAUCAUUAGGAUUUAUAAUUGUUAAAGAUAAUCUAAUUAUGUUAAUGUUUUAAAAAAAAAUGUUAUUUCAUAAUUCUAUGGUACUUGGUGAAAAAAAUGUCGCAAGAUGAAUACGCACAUAUUUGAAGUCUAAGUAAAAAUUAAGUAGAAUUAGAACAAGAAAAAGUGUCUUUCCUUUCUUUACAUCUGGUCAUAAUGUUUAGAAUAAUCAUUUCAUAGAUUAUAUAAUUGUUUCAUUACAUUCUAUGAGUCCUUUAUAUAAGUUAAAUAUACCCUAAUGCAUAAUAGUUAUAGUUAAGGUUUAAAAAAGAAUAGCAGAAUUAUUAGUUAUUGAACUCCAUUCACAAAGAAAUAUACUUUUACAUAAACUAUUAAAAUACAGCCUUUAUUAGCUUAUAAUUAAAUUAUCACCUUUUUACAUAAAAUUCCUGUAUAAAAAAAAAAGAAUUCAAUAAUGUAUCCUCCUACUAGUUUGGAAAAUGUUCUGAUAAAAAGAGAAUUAGUGUCCCUAUUCAAUAUUUUUGGUAUGACAAAAUGUUCUGUUCCAAAAAAGUCUUAAGUGUCCUUGAUAUAUUUCUGGAAU